GGUUUUUUUUUUUUUUUUUUUUUUUUUUUUUUGUAAAUUUUAAAAAGCUUUUGUUGGUAAUUUAAGGGUGCUACUUUCUACACCCCCUAAUUACUUUUUUCACCCCCUCCUCUCACAUACUUACAGGUGGGGCCUGCGUGGGACCGACAGUUUUCCUCUCAUAAGGGGGUAUAAUCAGGAAUGAGGGGGGUGUGUAUAGAAUGAGCCUAAUUUAAACAAGCCAAAAUUCACUGUAAAAGUGCAAAAAGUUGUGAUUUUUUUGAGUGUGGGCUCUGUUCUGUGAUAAUUAUAUAAAUUAUUGAUGUCCCAUGAUGUUUAAAAAAAAAAAAAAAAAAACAAUAUUGUAACAGUUAGGUUUGGUGGCAAUCUUAUCCUGAUGUGUAAUAUCCUGUCUACUAGUAGUACAAUAAUUAGUCCUUUUUUGUUAAACCAUAGUGAACUUUAGUGUUCAUGAGUGUACUCCAAUGCCAAGUUUCUACAUUACAUGAUCACAUAGAUAUUUAUUCAUAUUUCAUAUACCAUCGGUUACGAAUCAAAUGGCGAUGGAGCGAUACGUCCAAGAUACGCUGGAACAAGACAACUUUAACAAAGAAGAUGAUGCUUCUUUGAACAAGUGGAAGUCCUCAAGCGAGUCGAUUGACGAAUCUGAAAACUGUUCUUCAGGCGGGUUUGACUGCAACAUUUGUCUAGACACGGUCAAUGAUCCGGUGGUGACGUUAUGCGGGCAUCUCUACUGUUGGCCCUGCAUUUACAAAUGGAUCCACCACCAAAAAAACCCACCCGAAUACCCAAAAAGCGUUCAGUGCCCCGUUUGCAAAAGUGACGUCUCGCAAAAGACGUUAAUCCCAUUAUAUGGUCGAGGGCAGACCGCAGAACCUUUGUCGGAUAAAAAAGAUGACAUCACCAUCCCACAUCGGCCCGUUAGUCCGAGAUGUAACGUGCCAGCUCAGCAGCUUAAUCAUCGACAUUACCAACACGCGCCGAUGCCUAUGGCUGUGUCGGGUCUUGGUGGCAUGACGAUGACAAACAUGAUCAAUCCUACUAGUCCAACAACCGGCAUACUUGGAGAGAUUGUGUAUGAGAGGAUUUUUGGUAACUCGCACUCUACUUUAUUCGCGUAUCCAAAUUCGUAUAAUUUAGCGGGGAUAAGUACUCAGCGGGCUAGAAGGCAGGCGAUGCAGGCUGAUAGAUCGUUGAGCCGGAUUUGCUUUUUCUUACUUUGUUGUAUAAUUUUGUGCCUUCUUUUAUUUUGAAAAGCACACUUUUAUUGACCUUUGGGCUUUGUGUAUAUUUGUAAGAGGUUGUGAGUAGUUGUUUAUAGUUUGGCCUUUGGUCCUGCAACCCUUGGUGGUUGAUUAGCUUAUGUAUAUGUAUGGUACAUAAUGUACCUACUUGUGAUUGGUUGAUGGUGUUUCAGACUAAUUUUAAGAAGUUAUUACCAGGAGGUUUCUUUCUGGUUUGUUAUAUAAUUGGUUGUGUUA
Helianthus annuus (common sunflower) is the source of this 1481-nucleotide messenger RNA. Its product is annotated as E3 ubiquitin-protein ligase RMA1H1. Lineage: Eukaryota; Viridiplantae; Streptophyta; Magnoliopsida; Asterales; Asteraceae. Gene Ontology annotation, molecular function: ubiquitin protein ligase activity; metal ion binding; ubiquitin-like protein conjugating enzyme binding. The transcript has 2 exons. The coding region runs from base 537 to 1253 and encodes 238 amino acids. The record is from RefSeq and is a predicted model, not a curated record. Gene Ontology annotation, biological process: ubiquitin-dependent protein catabolic process. Gene Ontology annotation, cellular component: endoplasmic reticulum.